Rattus rattus (black rat) is the source of this 2914-nucleotide messenger RNA. RefSeq names its product zinc finger protein 431-like. Gene Ontology annotation, biological process: regulation of transcription by RNA polymerase II. The record is from RefSeq and is a predicted model, not a curated record. Gene Ontology annotation, molecular function: RNA polymerase II cis-regulatory region sequence-specific DNA binding; DNA-binding transcription factor activity. Lineage: Eukaryota; Metazoa; Chordata; Mammalia; Rodentia; Muridae.
AUUCCAGCGAGUUCCCGUGGGGAGCUUUCUUGCAAGUUUCCCUGUGAAGCCGAACAGUCAGGAGUAUUUCCGUUUGACGUGUUCUGUCUGCUGCUGCUGCUGGGUGCUGUGAGGAGAGCUCCGGCAAGCUCAGAAGUCCCGACAUGGGUGUUGUGACCUAUGAUGAUGUGCAUGUGAACUUCACUCAGGAAGAGUGGGCUUUGCUGGAUCCUUCCCAGAAGAGUCUCUACAAAGAUGUGAUGCUGGAGACCUACAGGAAUCUUGCUGCUGUAGGCAACAAUUGGGAAGACCAUAAUAUUGAAGAACAUUUUCAAAGUUCUAGAAGACGUGGAAGGCAUGAAAAAAGUCCUAUUGAAGAGAAAUCCUCAGAAUUUACUCAACAUGGUAAAAUCUUUGCUUAUCACAGCCAUCCUCAAAGACAUCAACAAAUUCAUACCGGAGAGAAAUCCUAUGAAGGUAUUCAAUAUUUUGAGGCCUUUGCAUAUCACAGUAGUCUACAAAUACAUAAAAGAACACACGGCGGAGACAAACCCUCUAAUUGUAACCAAUGUGGUAAAGCCUUUACAGGUCACAGUUCUCUUAAAAUGCAUAAAAGAAUUCAUACAGGUGAGAAACCUGACGAAUGUAAUCAAUGUGGUAAAGACGUUCCACAACACAGUCAUCUUCAGCAACCUGCAGGAAUUCAUACUGUGAAAUGUAGCCAAAGCGGUAAAGACUUUGCAUGUUAUACCAAUCUACAAAUACGUCAAAGAACACAUACUGCAGAGAAAGCUUAUGAAUGCAAUCUCUGUGGUAAGGCCUUUGUACAGCACAGUCAUCUUGAAAGGCAUGGAAGAAGUCAUACUGGGGAGAAACCCUAUAAAUGUAAUCAGUGUGGUAAAGCCUUUUCACAAAGCAGUAAUCUCCAAGUGCAUAAAAGAACACAUACUGGAGAAAAACCCUUUGAGUGUAAGCAAUGUGGGAAAGCCUUUGCAAGUCAGAGUGGUCUCCAACAGCAUAAAAGAACACAUACGGGAAAGAGACCCUUUGAAUGUAAGCAGUGUGAUAAAGCCUUUGCACGUCACAGUCAUCUUCAAAGACAUCAAAGAAUUCAUACUGUAGAGAAGCUCUAUGAAUGUAAUCAAUGUGGUAAAUCCUUUGCACAAAACAAUCAUUUUAUACAACAUAUAAGAACACAUACUGGAAAGAAACUCUAUGAGUGUAAGCAAUGUAAUAAAGCCUUUGCAUGUCAAAGUGGUCUCCAGUAUCAUAGAAGAACACAUACUGGAGAGAAGCCCCAUGGAUGUAAUGAAUGUGGGAAAACAUUCAUAUAUCACAGUUAUCUUCAGAUACAUCGAAGAACACAUACUGGAGAGAAACCCUUUGAAUGUGACCAAUGUGGGAAAGCCUUUGCACGGAACAAUAAUCUCCAAGUGCAUAAAACAAUACAUACUAGAGAGAAACUCUGUGAAUGUAAGCAGUGUGGCAAAGCCUUUGUAAGUCACAGUAGUCUCCACGUGCAUAAAAGAACACAUACUGAAGAGAAACCCUAUGAAUGUAAGCAGUAUAGCAAAGACUACACAGCAAAGUGGUCUCCAGAAACAUAAACAAAUGCAUAAUGGAGAGAAACCCGAUGAGAGUAAUCAAUGUGAUCAAGCCUUUGCAUGUCAAAAUGGUCUCCUGUAUCAUAAAACAACACAUCCUGGAGAGAAACCCUAUGGAUGUAACGAAUAUGGUAAAGUCUUUGACCUGGCAGUUAUUUUCAAUUAUAUAAAAGAAUACACAUACUGGAGAGAAACCCUUUGAAUGUGACCAAUGUGGUAAAGUCUUUGCGUGAAGCAGUCAUCUCCUAACAUAUAAAAGAAGACAUACUGGACAGAAACCCUAUGAAUGUAAGCAAUGUGGCAAAACCUUUGUGUGUCAAAGUGGUCUCCAAUAUCAUAAAAAAAAACCCAUAACAUAUACAGCAAAGAAACCCUAUGAAGGUCAUCAAUAUGAUCAAGCCUUUGCAUGUGAAAGUGGUCUCCUGUAUCAUAAAACAACACAUACUGGAGAGAGACCCUAUGGAUGUAAUAAAUAUGCUAAAGUCUUUGUACUUCACAGUUAUCUUCAUAUAUAUAAAAUAAUACAUACUGGAGAGAAAUUCUUUGAAUAUGACCAAUGUGGUAAAGCCUUUGUGUGUCAAAGUCGUCUCCAGUAUCAUAAAAGAGCCCAUAACAUACAGGAAAGAAACCCUGUGACUGUCAUCAAUGUGAUAUACCCUUUGCAUGUCAGACAUCUUCAAAGGCACUAAGGAAACUAUAAUGUAGAGAAACUCUGAGUAUAUUUAACAUGAUGAAGCCUUUGUACAUUUCUGUAGUCUUCAUCAUCAUGAAAGAAACCCAUAGUGGAAAGAAACAAUGAGUGUACUACAUUGGGUCAAGCCUUUUCACAUUUCACAAGUCUUCAUCGUCUUGAAAGAAUGCAUACUAGGGCAAGGCUAUAUGGAUAUAUUUAAUAUAGUGAAACAUUUGAACAUUUCUACAAUCUUUAUCAUCAUGAAAGAAUUUCUACUGGAGAGAAACUAUGACUAUAAAGGAUUUGGCAAUAUGUAUAGCUGUCACAUUUAUAUUCAGUCAAACAAGAUUAUUUUUCUGGACAAAAAAAUGGGACAGUGUCAACAAUCUAUUCAAACUUUAUGGUUUGAUGUCCCUCUUUAUUUUGUUUGUACUUGUGAGCACAGAAAUCCCUGUUUAUUUUUGUUUGUACUUAUAAUCACAUUUCUCUACAGUUACAUGAAAUAGCUCAUUCUGAUAUAAAACUUUCAUAUUUUGAAAUGUUUGGAGUAGGGAUUGAAGUUUGCUGUAUGUCUUACAAGUCUAUUUACAAAAGUGCUUUUUCUGUUGCUAUGAUAAAACACAAUGUCUAAGGCAGCUUAUAAAAGAGAUUAAUUUGG